CCUAGUUCAACUCAUCUCCUCAAUCUAAUAUCUCUCUUCAGAAAAAGACCGUCGUCAAAAAUACACGAAAGGAUGAAAUUGAUCCUCUUCAAAAGGCCAUGCGAUUACUCAAAGAUGAACAAGGAAGAUCCAGAGGAGGUACUUCACCGGCGAGCCAAGUUCUUGAUCUACAAAAAGCUUCAAGAAGCCGACUUGAUUUCUCGUCGUUCUCCUCCCACGUCGUUGUUGUUUCUACGUAUGAAGCUUUUCCGGUUGAAAGCAAUGAUCGGAAAAGAGUUGAGUAAUCUACAUCGCAUCAUCGUAUCCACCAUUAGAUUUGGCGGAAUCCGAAAGCACUCACUAGGCGGUGUAAAAGUGUUUAAGAAGAUGUUCCACGGUGGUGCAACAACCGGAUUAUCUAGGCCGCCUAUUUUCACUCUCGAAGUUUGA
Molecule: messenger RNA, 429 nt
Organism: Brassica oleracea var. oleracea
Lineage: Eukaryota; Viridiplantae; Streptophyta; Magnoliopsida; Brassicales; Brassicaceae
Exons: 1
Coding region: 73-429 (118 amino acids)
Source: RefSeq, a predicted model, not a curated record